AUGGAACAUGCUAUUAGUAACUCUAAUGGAAAAAUUUGGCUUUUUUGGUCUAAUACGAUCACUGGUAAUAUUCAUGAAAAUAGUGAGCAACAUAUCAUAGGAGGUUUCAAGCAUUCUGAUCUUACUGAAGGGUUCAUGGUGUCCUUCAUUUAUGCUAAGUGUAAGGAACAUAUGAGAAGACCACUGUGGGACAGUCUAUUGCAGUAUGCUAGCUUGGACAUCCCUUGGUGUACCAUUGGAGACUUCAAUGUUAUCACUAAUAUAGAGGAAAAGCUUGGGGGAAUGCCCUACAACAUGAAUAAGAUCUUUGAGUUCAUCAGUGUGAUUGAAUCUUGUAGCCUAACUGAUCUAGGCUUUACAGGUAUACCUUUCACUUGGUGCAACCAAAGGACUGCACAGGCUAGAGUUUGGAAGAGGUUGGACAGGUCCAUGGUCAAUGACAAAUGGUUAGAGAUCAUGCCACAAACUACUAUUGAACAUUUAUCCUCAGUUGGCUCUGACCACAGUCCUCUGUUGAUGGAAAUGUGCUGGGAGAGGGAUGUCACAGGUAAUCCUAUGUGGCAACUUCAUCAGAAAAUGAAGAGGCUGACAUACACUCUUAGCAACUGGUCAAAGAAUGAAUAUGGAGAUAUUUAUGCCAAAGUGAAAGAAUUUGAAGAAACUAUCAAGAAGACUAAGGAGGAACUUCUUACACAUAAUACUGAAGCACUUAGACAGCAGUUACACCUCAUGAAUGUCAACUAUAUUAGAUAUUUGAAGUUGGAGGAAUCCAUUCUUAAACAAAAGGCACAACUCCAAUGGUUUAAGGAAGGGAAUGCCAACACCAAAUACUUCCAUGCUUUGAUGAGGGGUCGAAGAAGAAGACUUUUUAUACAUAAAAUCUGUACAGGGAAUGAUGUGUGGGUUCAAUGGGAUGAGCAGAUUGCACAAGCAGCCUGUGCAUACUUCCAGGAAAUGUUUACUGGUCACAAUCGCAGAAUAGAUGAAAGAAUUCUUCAAUAA
Molecule: messenger RNA, 1002 nt
Organism: Solanum verrucosum
Lineage: Eukaryota; Viridiplantae; Streptophyta; Magnoliopsida; Solanales; Solanaceae
Exons: 2
Coding region: 1-1002 (333 amino acids)
Source: RefSeq, a predicted model, not a curated record